Molecule: messenger RNA, 1803 nt
Organism: Labeo rohita (rohu)
Lineage: Eukaryota; Metazoa; Chordata; Actinopteri; Cypriniformes; Cyprinidae
Gene: txk
Product: TXK tyrosine kinase
Exons: 15
Coding region: 82-1590 (502 amino acids)
Biological process (GO): adaptive immune response; peptidyl-tyrosine autophosphorylation; B cell receptor signaling pathway
Molecular function (GO): protein binding; non-membrane spanning protein tyrosine kinase activity; ATP binding
Source: RefSeq, a predicted model, not a curated record
CUCCUGUCUCAUGUUCACACACACACACACACAUGCUGAUUAUAGUGUAUCAGGACGGACUGACAGACUGACGGCAGUAUAAUGAUUCACUCCAAUCAGUCCAUUCACUCCAUCUUCUGCUGCUGCUGUUGUGCUCUACAGACCAGAAGUAGCACUCGUGUGGAUGUGAACACCAACAGGUAUCCGGGAUCCAUCUAUACGACUCAGCUGUCUCAGAAGAAGCUCCCACCGUCUCCUCCUGAGGAUGAUGAUAGCGGUGUGAUGAAGGUGGUGGCCAUGUACGACUUCACGGCCAGAGAGAGUUCAGACCUGACGCUCCGUCAUGGAGAGACGUACAUCAUCCUCCACAAACAAGAUCAGCUGUGGUGGAGAGCCAAAGACAAACACGGGAACAAAGGCUUCAUUCCCAGUAACUAUGUUACAGAAAUUGGAACUAUAGAGGCCAAUGACUGGUACUGCAAGAACGUCAACAGAGCUGAAGCAGAACAUUUACUCAGACAAGAGGGGAAGGACGGAGGGUUUGUGGUCAGGAGCUCCAGUCAGCCCAACAGCUACACCGUCUCUGUUUACGCACACAGUUCAGGUAAAGGGGAGGUGAGGCACUACCAGAUCAAGCAGACUGACGCGGCUCAGUUCUUCUUGGCAGAGAAUCACGUGUUCGACUCCAUUCCUGAGCUCAUCAACUACCACAGACACAACGCAGCAGGGCUGGUUUCCAGACUGCGAUAUCCCAUCGGCCCCAUGGGCAAAUGUCUGCCGGCCACAGCGGGAUUCAGUUCAGAUAAGUGGGAGAUCAACCCGUCGGAGCUGACCUUCAUGAAGGAGCUGGGCAGCGGUCAGUUCGGAGUGGUGCGACUGGGCAACUGGAGGGCGCAGCAUAAAGUGGCCAUCAAAACCAUCAACGAAGGAGCCAUGAGUGAAGAUGAUUUCAUAGAGGAAGCCAAGAUCAUGACGCGUCUCUGUCACCCUAAGCUGGUCCAGCUGUACGGGGUGUGUGUCACACAGCGACCCAUCUGCAUCGUGACGGAGUUCAUGGAGAACGGCUGUUUGUUGCACUUCCUGCGGCAGCACAGCAAAACUCUGGGCCGCGUCAAGCUGCUCUUCAUGUGUCAGGACGUGUGUGAGGGGAUGGAGUACCUGGAGCAGAACAACUUCAUUCACAGAGACCUGGCCGCGCGGAACUGCCUGGUGAACGAGAGGAAUGUGGUGAAGGUGUGCGACUUUGGCAUGACCAGGUACGUUCUGGACAAUCAGUACACCAGCUCCAUGGGCUCCAGGUUCCCCGUCAAAUGGUCUCCACCUGAAGUUCUUCACUUCAACAAGUUCAGCAACAAGUCAGACGUCUGGUCAUUUGGCGUGAUGAUGUGGGAGGUUUUCGCGGAGGGAAAGACGCCGUUUGAGAACCGCUCCAACCUGGAGGUGGUGGAGGAGGUGACGCAGGGCGGGCGUCUCUACAGGCCUCACCGGGCGUCUGCGCACAUUUACAACAUCAUGUACCGCUGCUGGCAUGAGAGACCGCAUGGGCGACCGUCUUUUUCUGAGCUACUGCAGAAUAUCAAACAGAUCACUGAAGAGGAGACGGACACAUGAACACACACACACAGCUCAGAGAACAGGAGGACGCUUGAGGACGUCUGUUGAUCUUCAGCAUGAGCUGAUGUGUGUGUGUGUGUGUGUGUGUGUGUGUGUGUGUUUGACGAACUGUCAUUUUACAGUCAUUUUUAAGAUAAUGAGAUGUUUUAUAUUUGUACACUGUAAACAUGCAACUUCAUGUCAGUCUGUAAGUUCAUAAGCACCUGAGGA